This is a messenger RNA of Nyctereutes procyonoides (raccoon dog), 569 nucleotides long. Its product is annotated as histone H2B type 1-C/E/F/G/I-like. Gene Ontology annotation, molecular function: structural constituent of chromatin; DNA binding; protein heterodimerization activity. Bases 4 to 498 code for a protein of 164 amino acids. The transcript has 2 exons. Gene Ontology annotation, cellular component: nucleosome. The record is from RefSeq and is a predicted model, not a curated record. Lineage: Eukaryota; Metazoa; Chordata; Mammalia; Carnivora; Canidae.
GGUAUGCCCGAGCCCGCCAAGUCCGCGCCGGCCCCGAAGAAGGGCUCCAAGAAGGCGGUGACCAAGGCGCAGAAGAAGGACGGCAAGAAGCGCAAGCGCAGCCGCAAGGAGAGCUACUCGGUGUACGUGUACAAGGUGCUGAAGCAGGUGCACCCCGACACGGGCAUCUCGUCCAAGGCCAUGGGCAUCAUGAACUCGUUCGUCAACGACAUCUUCGAGCGCAUCGCGGGCGAGGCGUCGCGCCUGGCGCAUUACAACAAGCGCUCGACCAUCACGUCCAGGGAGAUCCAGACGGCCGUGCGCCUGCUGCUGCCCGGGGAGCUGGCCAAGCACGCCGUGUCCGAGGGCACCAAGGCCGUCACCAAGUACACCAGCUCCAACCACAGGAGGAGAAGAAGGCUGGCUCAGCACCCCGAGUCCAACCUUCUCUGUCACGGGCGAGUCCCCUCCGAGCCGUCCACCUGUCCUGUCUCCAGCCCCGGCCCCCCAGCUCAGUGAUCCCGGAGAGAAGACCCGACACCCGGGCUCAGAGAGCGGAGAAGAGCAGGACGUGCGUUUUAACAUUGUGA